GCGGAAGUGCCAGCCGGUUGUGGCUCAGAACUGGGAGCGGGAGAGGAGUUAGUUCUGGGAACGGAGAGUCCUAAGUAACCAUAGUAACACAGCGCCGCCGCUCCUGACACCGGGGGCCCCGGCGGCCACAGAGCCCGGGACACCAGCCGCGGGGCCUCCGAGUGCGGAGCUGUCACCAUGAACAGGAAGAAGGGAGACAAAGGCUUCGAGAGCCCCCGACCAUACAAACUGACGCACCAGGUCGUCUGCAUUAACAACAUCAAUUUUCAGCGGAAGUCUGUGAUUGGUUACGUCGAGCUGACCAUUUUCCCCACCGUCGCCAAUCUGAACAGGAUCAAGCUGAACAGCAAGCAGUGCAGAAUCUAUCGAGUGAAGGUGAACGAUCUGGAAGCAGCGUUCAUAUACAAUGACCCCACGCUGGAAGUCUGUCAUCACGAGUCCAAACAACGCAACCUUAACUACUUCUCCAAUGCAUACGCAGCAGCUGUCAGCGCAGUCGAUCCAGACGCAGGCAAUGGAGAACUCUGCAUCAAAGUCCCCUCAGAGCUGUGGAAACACGUCGAUGAGUUAAAAGUGCUAAAGGUGUACAUUGAGUUCUCCUUGGACCAGCCGAAAGGUGGCCUUCAUUUUGUAGUUCCCAAUGUGGAAGGAAGUAUGGCGGAGAGAGGGGCUCAUGUCUUUUCCUAUGGAUACCAGAAUUCCACCAGGUUCUGGUUUCCUUGUGUCGACUCCUUUUCAGAACUGUGCACCUGGAAGUUGGAGUUUACAGUAGAUGCGUCCAUGGUGGCCGUGUCUAAUGGAGAUCUUGUGGAAACUGUUUACACACACGACAUGAGGAAGAAGAUCUUUCAUUACACGCUCGCUAUCCCAACUGCAUCUCCAAACAUUUCUCUUGCCGUGGGGCCCUUUGAAAUUCUCGUAGACCCUUAUAUGCACGAGGUGACCCACUUCUGUUUACCGCAGCUGCUGCCGCUUCUGAAGCACACAACGUCUUACCUCCAUGAGGUGUUUGAGUUUUACGAGGAGAUUCUUACCUGCCGAUACCCUUAUUCCUGUUUCAAGACUGUGUUUGUAGAUGAAGCCUAUAUCGAGCUCACCACUUAUGCAUCAAUGAGUAUUUUCAGCACAAACUUACUGCACAGCGCAAUGGUCAUUGACCAGACGCCGCUGACCAGAAGAUGUCUUGCUGAGUCUCUAGCUCAGCAGUUCUUUGGGUGCUUUAUUUCAAGAAUGUCCUGGUCUGAUGAAUGGGUGUUGAAAGGCAUCUCUGGUUAUAUUUACGGGCUCUGGAUGAAGAAAACAUUUGGUGUAAAUCAGUAUCGGCACUGGAUCAAAGAAGAACUGGAUAAGAUCGUAGCCUAUGAAUUAAAAACCGGCGGCGUGUUACUUCACCCUAUAUUCUCUGUUGGGAAAGAGAAAGACAAUCCGGCUACUCACCUUCACUUCUCCAUAAAACACCCCCAUACGCUGUCCUGGGAGUAUUACAACAUGUUCCAGUGUAAAGCCCAUCUGGUCAUGAGGCUGAUCGAGAAUCGCAUUAGUAUGGAAUUCAUGCUGCAGGUUUUCAACAAGCUUUUAAGCCUGGCCAGCACAGCCUCAUCUCAGAAGUUCCAGUCCCAUAUGUGGAGUCAGAUGUUGGUUUCAACAUCUGGGUUUUUGAAAUCCAUCUCCAACGUGUCUGGGAAAGACAUCCAGCCACUAAUAAAGCAAUGGGUAGACCAGAGCGGCGUUGUGAAGUUUUACGGCAGCUUCGCCUUUAACAGAAAACGCAAUGUCCUAGAAUUGGAGAUAAAACAGGAGUGCACAGUUCUGGGCACACAGAAAUAUGUGGGCCCUCUUAAAGUGACGGUGCAAGAGCUUGACGGGUCUUUCAACCACACGUUACAAAUUGAAGAAAACAGCUUGAAGCAUGAUAUUCCCUGCCACUCUAAGAGCAGAAGAAAUAAAAAGAAGAAAAUUCCACUGAUGAAUGGGGAAGAAGUUGACAUGGACCUUUCUGCUAUGGAUGCGGACUCGCCAUUGCUCUGGAUACGGAUUGAUCCGGACAUGUCGUUGCUGAGGAAGGUGGAGUUUGAACAGGCUGAUUUCAUGUGGCAGUAUCAGCUCCGCUACGAGAGAGAUGUGGUUGCCCAAGAAGAGUCCAUUCUAGCUCUGGAAAACUUCCCCACCCCGGCCUCUCGGCUUGCUCUGACAGACAUCCUGGAGCAAGAGCAGUGUUUCUACCGAGUCAGGAUGAUGGCAUGCUUCUGCCUGGCCAAGAUUGCUAACUCGAUGGUGAGUACAUGGACUGGACCCCCAGCGAUGAAGUCCUUAUUUACACGCAUGUUUUGUUGUAAGAGCUGUCCGAACAUUGUGAAAACCAACAACUUCAUGAAUUUCCAGAGCUACUUUCUUCAGAAGACCAUGCCAGUUGCUAUGGCUCUCCUGAGAGACGUCCAUAACUUAUGUCCCAAAGAUGUCCUUUCCUUUAUCUUAGACCUCAUUAAAUACAACGACAACCGGAAAAACAAGUUUUCAGAUAACUACUACCGGGCUGAACUAAUCGAUGCUCUUACCAAUUCAGUCACCCCUGCGGUCAGCGUGAACAACGAAUGUCGCACCCUGGACAAUCUGAACGCGGAUGUGCGCCUUAUUCUGGAGGAGAUUACCCGCUUCCUCAAUAUGGAGAAACUCCUUCCCAGUUACAGGCAUACCAUAACAGUCAGCUGCUUGAGAGUCAUCCGUGUGCUUCAGAAGAACGGUCAUGUCCCAAGCGAUCCUUCUGUCUUCAAGUCAUACGCAGAGAACGGACACUUUGUAGAUGUCAGAGUGGCCGCCUUAGAGGCCGUUGUUGACUACACAAAAGUUGACAGAAGCUCUGAUGAUUUACAGUGGUUGUUAAAAAUGGCCCAGAGUGACCCUAUGCCGUACAUAAGGCACAAGAUUCUUUACAUGUUGUCAAAGAAUCCACCAUUCACCAAGAACAUGGAGUCUCCGCUGUGCAAUGAAGCUCUCGUUGACCAGCUCUGGAAGCUGAUGAAUUCAGGAACCUCCCAUGAUUGGCGUCUGCGAUGCGGAGCCGUAGACCUUUACCACAUAUUGUUUGGCCUCAGCAGACCUUCGUGCUUGCCGUUGCCAGAACUUGGAUUAGUCCUUAAUCUGAAGGAGAAAAAAGCCGUUCUGAACCCGACCAUCAUUCCCGAGCCGGUCAUUGCUAGCCUGGACCCUUUGCCAAAUGCCAACAUGCACGGGCAAGUCACUGGAUUUCAGUACAGCGAUGAAGCCUCCAAAGAGUCUGUGUCCAUUGCAGUGUCCCAUCUGCUAGGAAUGAAAAGGAAAGCAGAAAUGCCUCUCGAGUUUGGACUGGAACCUGGGCAGUUCCUUAAUGUACAAGAAGAAGAAGAAAUUGACAUGGACACUGUGCAUGACAGCCAAGCAUUCAUCUAUCAUCAUUUAAACAUGUUGGAAAGACCGUCAACACCAGGCAAGGAACAGUCUUCCAUGGACUUGCAUAUGAUGUCCAUCCCGCAAACUCCACUGUCGUCUUUUAUCAAAGAGGCCAGCUCAUCUAAGCACAGUGACCACCACCACCAUCAUCACCAUGACCACAAGAAAAAGAAGAAGAAGCACAAACACAAACAUAAACACAAACACAAGCAUGAAAGCAAAGAGAAAGAGCGGGAGAUGGUGCCCUUCUCCAACAGUCCCGCCAGCGGCCGCUCCAUCCGUUCUCCUUCACUCUCUGAGUGAUCUCGCCGCCACUUCUAUGACAGAUGGCCAAAAUUAUGCUGCGCAAAAAGACUACGCUCUACAGGUGUAGAUGUUGUUGCAGUCAUUGGUUUCUAGUAGGUGUCAGUCUGGAUAACGUAGCCUUUAUUUUGAAGUAGAUUGACCUUCAGUCCCAUAAGGUUAUUUUUAUAUGGGAAACACAGAGCAGUAAUCGUGAAUAAAAGGGCUACAUGUGCUUUUACAGCAUUUUUAGCAACAACAAAAAA
This is a messenger RNA of Bufo bufo (common toad), 3974 nucleotides long. RefSeq names its product TATA-box binding protein associated factor 2 (gene TAF2). Gene Ontology annotation, biological process: transcription initiation at RNA polymerase II promoter. The coding region runs from base 178 to 3729 and encodes 1183 amino acids. The transcript has 26 exons. Gene Ontology annotation, cellular component: transcription factor TFIID complex. Gene Ontology annotation, molecular function: transcription cis-regulatory region binding; RNA polymerase II general transcription initiation factor activity; chromatin binding. The record is from RefSeq and is a predicted model, not a curated record. NCBI's taxonomy places the organism in Eukaryota, Metazoa, Chordata, Amphibia, Anura, Bufonidae.